Messenger RNA from Symbiodinium necroappetens, 168 nucleotides. Lineage: Eukaryota; Dinophyceae; Suessiales; Symbiodiniaceae. The record is from the annotation of a GenBank genome assembly.
AUGGGCCAGGUUCCGCCAGCUUUCAGCUUUGGAAUCAUUGCAGACGUGCAGUAUGCUGACCGUGAUGAUGCUCUAAACUUUUCAGGGUCACGUCUCAGGCGCUACCGUACUUCGAAGAGGCUGUGGGAAGGAGCUGUGCAGUGGUUUCGUGAAGAACAGGCUCGAUGA